Ananas comosus (pineapple) is the source of this 2959-nucleotide messenger RNA. RefSeq names its product casein kinase 1-like protein HD16. The record is from RefSeq and is a predicted model, not a curated record. The transcript has 17 exons. Gene Ontology annotation, biological process: endocytosis; peptidyl-serine phosphorylation; signal transduction. Gene Ontology annotation, cellular component: cytoplasm; nucleus. Bases 592 to 2652 code for a protein of 686 amino acids. Lineage: Eukaryota; Viridiplantae; Streptophyta; Magnoliopsida; Poales; Bromeliaceae. Gene Ontology annotation, molecular function: ATP binding; protein serine/threonine kinase activity.
CGGAUGAUCGGUUGCAUGUGGGUGACGAUUGCGUGUUGGUCGCCGUUGUUGAUGAUGAGAUUGGAGCUAAGAUCGGGAGGGGAUUGGUAGUUUUGCGUUGUGAUUUUUUAUGUUUGCUUGGUAAAUUUUUUGAUGCCGGGUAUAGCGAAAAAGAUCGUCCAUUUACGAGAGUUUUUUUGUGGGGGAAAGGAUUUGGGGAAGUGGUUGAGGUUCAAAUCGAUGGUCGGAUCGCUUUUCUCUAGUGGGGGUUCCUGUUUGGGUGAUGGGUUGUGGGUCUUUGGUACGGAAGAGGGGAAUUUACAACGAUCCGAGCAUCAGGUGAUGUAGAUACCCCUUCCUUUUUGCCACAUUCGAUUCCAUUCAAAAGCCGGUGAUGCUGGGAAAGUAGGUCGCCUCUUUAUUGCUGUUACCGGGGAGAUCAUACCCGGUUCGACUCCCUUCUUCCUUUUUCUGCGGAUUUGAUCGGCCAUCGGAUGUUUCGGUUUGAUCUUUUCCAAUCGUAAUCCGUGUUGUGAUUGCCAUGUUUCCCCUCGUUCUAUCGGGCGGCAUGAUCGAGGAACAUAAAGUGGGCAAGAAUUGCAUGGGGAGAGGAUGCCUGAGCUGCGAAGUGGAGCCCGGCAAGCUCGGCUGAAGUCCAAGAAGCUUGAGGAUCUUCCGAACCCGAAUAACCACGUCGAGAAUUUGAUAUUGCCUGCACCAAACAGAGGUGGGAGGCGGGGAGCUGGAAGAGGUAAUAAGGCUGCUGCAGCACCGAGAAAGGCAACUAGGGCAAGAGGCGGAGGUAGAGGUAGAGGCGUUGCGGUGAUCGACUUGGAUCCGGAUCAGCCUUGUGAAGUUCUACCGGGUGCCGGUGAUAAAAAAUUGGCAAUGGAUGGCGAAAGUGCCGAUAAACUCGUGGGAGCUGAGGAGGAACCGAGUACAGCUCCAGUCCCUGAGCGGGUUCAAAUAGGUAACUCUCCUGUAUAUAUAACUGAGAGAAAACUGGGCAAAGGUGGUUUUGGUCAGGUCUAUGUUGGGAGAAGAGUUUCUGGCGGAACAGAGCGCACUGGGCCAGAUGCCUUUGAGGUGGCGUUGAAAUUCGAGCAUCGAAAUAGUAAAGGUUGCAGCUAUGGUCCACCAUACGAGUGGCAAGUUUAUCACACUCUUAAUGGAUGUUAUGGAAUUCCAUCGGUUCACUACAAGGGUCGCCAAGGAGACUACUAUAUUCUUGUGAUGGAUAUGCUUGGGCCUAGCCUUUGGGAUGUUUGGAAUUCAGUAGGACAAGCGAUGUCAGCAAAUAUGGUGGCCUGCAUUGCUGUAGAAGCCAUAUCAAUUCUCGAGAAACUUCAUUCUAAGGGAUUUGUGCAUGGAGAUGUUAAGCCAGAAAACUUUCUUCUUGGUCAGCCUGGAUCAGUUGAUGAGAAAAAGCUUUUUUUAAUUGAUCUUGGUUUGGCAUCUAGAUGGAAGGAAGCAUCAUCAGGUCAACAUGUCGACUAUGAUCAGAGGCCAGAUAUUUUCAGGGGAACAAUAAGGUAUGCAAGUGUGCAUGCCCAUUUAGGCCGCACUGGGAGUAGGAGGGAUGAUUUAGAGUCACUGGCAUACACUCUGGUAUUCCUCAUUAGAGGAAGGUUGCCUUGGCAAGGCUAUCAGGGAGAUAACAAGAGUUUUCUUGUUUGUAAGAAGAAAAUGGCUACAUCCCCAGAGCUUUUGUGUGGGCUAUGUCCGGCUCCAUUCAAACAAUUCCUUGAGACUGUCACAAAUAUGAAGUUUGAUGAAGAACCAAACUAUUCUAAGCUUAUUUCCCUUUUUGACAGUUUGAUUGAACCGAACACUGCUCUUAGACCUAUCAGAAUUGAUGGAGCUUUAAAGGUUGGUCAGAAACGUGGAAGAUUGCUUGUAAAUCUUGAAGAGGAUGAGCAGCCUAGAAAGAAAGUUAGAUUAGGGAGUCCAGCGACGCAAUGGAUUUCGGUUUACAAUGCUAGGCGACCCAUGAAGCAGAGAUACCAUUAUAAUGUAGCUGAUGCAAGGCUUCAGCAACAUAUAGAAAAGGGUAAUGAAGAUGGGCUGUAUAUUAGUUGUGUGGCGUCAUCAACAAAUCUUUGGGCUCUCAUUAUGGAUGCAGGGACUGGUUUCAGCUCCCAAGUUUAUGAAUUGUCACCCGUAUUCCUGCAUAAGGAUUGGAUUAUGGAGCAAUGGGAGAAGAAUUAUUAUAUCACUGCCAUAGCUGGGGCAACCAAUGGAAGUUCGCUGGUGGUCAUGUCUAGAGGAACUUCAUAUACCCAACAAUCGUAUAAAGUCAGUGAGUCAUUUCCUUUCAAGUGGAUUAACAAAAAGUGGAAAGAAGGCUUUCAUGUCACAUCCAUGACUACUGCAGGAGGUCGUUGGGGUGUAGUCAUGUCGAGGAAUUCGGGCUACUCUGAACAGGUUGUAGAGUUAGAUUUUCUAUAUCCAAGUGAAGGUAUCCAUCGGCGAUGGGAGAGUGGUUACCGAAUAACUUCAACUGCAGCUACUUCUGAUCAGGCUGCUUUUAUCUUGAGCAUACCAAAAAGGAAGCCGCUGGAUGAGACACAAGAGACUCUUCGGACCUCGGCCUUUCCAAGCAACCAUGUGAAGGAAAAAUGGGCGAAGAAUCUUUACAUCGCUUCAAUCUGCUAUGGCCGGACGGUUUGUUGAUUGUCGGCUAUAUAAAUACUUGCCAAUCUGUGGAAGUUAUUUGCAAAAGUCCUAAUUUUUGAAAGAUCAGAGGAGGCUUAUUCGAUUCGCAACAUUGCGUAUGUGAGUUCACAUUUCAGGUUACUACAUUCCGCCAUAGAUUAUGGGGUAAAAGAGUGGCACCGAUGUCUCCCUGAUCCUGUUGUCUCUGUAUAAAAAGAAAAAAAAAACAAAAAUGUUGGGUAUAUUGUGCCUUUUAGGCAUACCUUAACAGUUAAUGAGGCUGUUGCUCAGCAUAUAUUUAUGUUCUUUUUAAUUUGCUAUCUCA